Messenger RNA from Naumovozyma castellii, 2709 nucleotides. RefSeq names its product carnitine O-acetyltransferase YAT2 (gene YAT2). The coding region runs from base 1 to 2709 and encodes 902 amino acids. The transcript has a single exon. The record is from RefSeq and is a predicted model, not a curated record. NCBI's taxonomy places the organism in Eukaryota, Fungi, Ascomycota, Saccharomycetes, Saccharomycetales, Saccharomycetaceae.
AUGACUACCGCAUUAGAAAUCGAUACCAAUAUUGAUACCGUUCAUACUUUUUCUCAGGAGGACAAGUUGCCAAAGCUUCCCCUGCCUGAUUUGAAGAAUACUCUAAGAGAUUUGAAGAAAAGUUUGGAACCUUUAUAUUACGCUGAUGGGUAUUAUAAGCAUCCAUUAGAUCCUGUCCAAAUAAAAGGCCUAACAUCUGCACUCUCGACAUUCUUAGGCUCAGAUGCUGCAUUAAAGCUACAAGCAAAGCUAAGAACUUACUACGACAAUAAUGAUUGUUAUUUGGACAAGUUACAUCUAGAUAUAAAUAAUCAUUCAUCCUCUAGAGAAAUUGACGAUGAUAUUCUUCCAAGAAACCCAUUUCUGAUUCUUGCUGAUGAUGCUGUACCUGAUAUUACUCAGUCUGCCCGUUCUGCCGUGUUGGUACAUUCUGCCCUAAGAUUCAUUUCUGCCUUGAAACAAGAAUUACUACCACCUGAUACCAAUAACAAGGAUGUUCCUCUAUCGAUGGUUCCAUAUUUGAAUUUAUUUGGGACAACUCGUUGCCCUGUUUUUCAAGAAGGAGAAGUAGAGAAUUUUGAUCUAGAUAAACCUUACACUGCCUCAGAUCUAGACAAUGAGGACUCAUUUUUAAGUGAGGAUGAAUAUGAAGAUGAAUCUGAUGAUCAAAAUAAAACUAAAUCAUUUACCCAGAGCAGGCCUACAAGUAGCAACUCUGCUGUUUCAGAUGAUGAAGAUGACAUCUUCACUCGUCAUGGUAUUACCAUUGAUCGCCACCCCGAUUCAAAACAUAUCCUGGUUAUCUCUAAGGGACAGUAUUAUACCAUUGAAGUUCUUGAUGAUGAAAAUAAGAUUUUAUACACAGAGGGUAGACUAAGUAUUCUAUUCAAUCAAAUUUUAACAGAUUCAGAGGAGAGUUACUCAUUCAAAAGGUCUACCGCCUUAGGAAGCUUAACAUCGCAUUCCUUCAGAAAUUGGAAAUACGCACGUAAGAGAUUGCAAAAGAGGUACCCUCAAGAAUUACGUCUCAUUGAUUCAGCUCUAUUUGUCCUGGUCUUGGAUGAAUCUACAGAGCAAGCAAAUGAAGAAAAUACGAAAAGAUUGUUUUAUGGUACAUCGAUCAUAGAUAAUAAAGGUCACCAGGUUGGUUCGUGUGUCUCUAGAUGGUACGAUAAGUUACAACUUGUCGUAACCAAGGAUGCUACUGCUGCAGUUAUUUGGGAUUCGUUUACAUGUGAUGGAUCCGUGGUUCUAAGAUUCAUCUCUGAAACCUUCACAGAAGCUGUAUUAAGAUUAGCUAGAGAGGUGAAUGCUGGAGAUCCACAAUUUUCUUUAUGGCCAAAUGUUAUGCCAUCAGAAUUGGCACCCAAACCAGCUGAUUUCCAUCCAUCUUCAAUUGUUAAUAAAAUAGAUUGGUCAUUUAGUAACAUCCUAAACACUCACGUUCAUUUAUCAGAAACGAAAUUGGCUGAUUUAAUUUCCAAGCAUGAUAUCGUUCACAGAUCAAUCUCUGUGGGUCGUAGGUCAGCUCAAAGGCUAGGUGUUAAACCAGACUCUAUGAUCCAAAUUGCAUUGCAAAUUGCUCACUAUUCUUUAUAUGGUAAAAUGGCCUUUGGAUUUGAACCAAUUUCCACAAGAGGAUUUAAAAAUUCAAGGUCUUCAUUUGUCAAUAUCCAAAAUCAAGAUUUGCUAGAGCUUUGUCAAUUAUUUAUCUCCACUUCCACUGAUAAUCAAACAAAAUUAGAUAAAUUCGUUCAAACUUGUGAAAAACAUAGUGAAAAGGUUAGAAAGGCAAAAUUAGGGGAAGGUUUUGAAAAACAUUUUAAUGCAUUGAAAUAUCUGUACAAAUUCCAUUCGCAUUUUGGUAUUGAUUUCACAGAGGAGGAUGAAAAAAUUGCAUCAGAUGUUUUUAAUAAUACAUUAAUUGCUCCAUUUUCUCAACCUGAGUUGAUCGUGGCAAAUUGUGGUACCUCCGCUACCACACAAUUCGGUAUCACACCAGCUAUUCCACAAGGAUUUGGUAUAGGUUACAUUAUUAAAGAUGAUCAAUGUGAUCUUACUGUGACUUCCCAAUUUAGACAAGGUGACAGGUUGAUCUACAUGCUGAACUAUGUUCUUAAUGAGUUCCGUUCGUACUGGAGAGUUGCUCGUGAAACUUCUCGUAACAAGACAGGAAUCAAGAUAUCACGCUCAGUGGAUAGAUUAUACCAAUUGGAUAAUGCUCUCAAUUCAGUCAUCGAUAAUUCCGAAGGAACGCCAGAAUCAGCCCAUCGUCAUCAUCAUAGCCAUCAUGAUCACAGUCAACAGAAGACAGGUUUUUUUGAUUUAGAUGCCCAUCUUGAUAGUAGUAGGAGCGUUUCCUCUACUCCUUCAUUAAGUAACAUUGCAUCAAGACUGGCGGAAUUGACAGUAACUCGUGACUCGAGUCGUAAUCAUUCCAGUUUAGCACUAUCAGUUCCUACUGUUAAUGAAAAAUUGAACACAGGUCAUCAAAUUCUACAAAUUCACCCUAAUCAUGUUGACGGAUCAUCUGGAAGUGAAGUAUCGACUCCAAAUGAUUCAAGACCGCAUUCAGGAUUCUCAUCGAGGCGUGAUUCGGGAGCUUCGUCUACUAGACCUGAAUCUAAGAGGCAAAACGUUAUCAAUUCUAAAUUUGAUAUUGAUUUUGAUCGUAGCCGUGUCGGUAGGAAGGUAUCUACUUAUGAAUGA